AUGGUCCAGGAUGUCUUCUCACUGCACAACAUCGUCGGCAGCGACGAGGUGGCAUUUCCAUUUUCCCUCAAAGAAUACCAACGCUACUUAUUUGGCGACGACCGACUAGCGCAUCGCUUGGGCACGGACCUAGCUCGAGCCUUCAUUCCCACCAUUUCCAACCCUACAGACGACUUCGCAGUUGCCGUCUUAUCCGAAAAGGUCCCCACGGCCACCCAUAGGCUGCGGAAUCACUUCGUCGCUUACCUCAAUCGGCAUCUGAUCGCGAAUAAUGCGACUCCGGUACUCAAAAUCGACUUCCAUGUGGCGGGGAUGAAUGCAAAGACACGGGACGGUCCGCAGUGCAACAAGAAAAGCGCAUAUCACAUCGAUGCUGAACGCCUGGGGAACAGGACUCUCAUUGUACUGGCCGAAAUCCGAACCAGUCAAGACCGCGAAGACCGGAUACGAUCAUCGUUCGGGGAGCGUGGCAUAACCACAGUUUUUGUCUACCUAGCAUCCCUGGAUGGCUCCGCGAUGGCUGCAGCAAUUUCGUCGUUCUUAUCUUCUGUCGUCAACCCAUCUAUGAAAGACAUUGAGAACAUUGCGCAGGCCACUCAUUUCGUCAUGAACGAAUGCUUUAUCCAGUUUGCACUGGGAAGAGAGUACGAGGAGUUCUGUAAAUUCAUAAGACGACAAGACGAUCAUUUCGUGAGGGAGUUGUUGGAUCAUGCUAUUAGUGGUCACUACUAUAACGACGAGGAUCACGAACAUAAUGUACAGUUUCUGAUUUGGGAGACUAAGGCGCGGGAAAGCGUUUAA
Alternaria atra is the source of this 801-nucleotide messenger RNA. RefSeq lists its product as uncharacterized. The record is from RefSeq and is a predicted model, not a curated record. The coding region runs from base 1 to 801 and encodes 266 amino acids. The transcript has a single exon. Lineage: Eukaryota; Fungi; Ascomycota; Dothideomycetes; Pleosporales; Pleosporaceae.